This is a messenger RNA of Tupaia belangeri chinensis (Chinese tree shrew), 667 nucleotides long. RefSeq names its product interferon omega-1. The transcript has a single exon. Bases 1 to 627 code for a protein of 208 amino acids. The record is from RefSeq and is a predicted model, not a curated record. Gene Ontology annotation, molecular function: cytokine receptor binding. NCBI's taxonomy places the organism in Eukaryota, Metazoa, Chordata, Mammalia, Scandentia, Tupaiidae. Gene Ontology annotation, biological process: defense response. Gene Ontology annotation, cellular component: extracellular region.
AUGGUUAAGGUGCUGAACUUCCAACGGAGCGAUCAUGGUUCGAGUCCUGUACCUGGAUGCGAAGAAGUCGCUGGGUCCCAGUGCCCGCGCGCCCUCUCGCGGCCAUCAGUGGUCCGUCUCCACCUGCUAAUGGUGAUGCUCUGCCUCAACCCAGCCUACUCCCUGGGCUGGAGCAUGCCUUCCAGUCUUCAAGGGGAAAGCAGGGAAACCUUGAGGAAGUUGAGACAACUACAAAACGUUCCUUCUGGGUCGUGCAUCCAUGACAGAAUCAACUUCCGAUUUCCUUGGAAACCACACCAAUUCCACGAGACAGAAGCCACCUGUUUCUACCACCAGAUGUUGGACCAGAUCUUCAACCUCUUCCACACAGAGGACAGCCAUGCUCCGUGGGGUGACCUCCUCCUCUCUCAGCUACUGGCCAGCCUUCAUUACCAACAGACGGAGUUGGCGAAAGUCCAAAAUCUGACUUGUCCCGACUUGGGAAAUGUUGUCCGGAACUAUUUCCGAAGAAUCGCCUCCUACCUACAGAAAAAGAAAUACAGCCCCUGUGCCUGGGAGCGUGUCAGGAGGGAAAUUGAAGAGCGCCUGUUCCUCCUGGUCAGCGAGGCAGCAAGUGAAGAAAGUUAGGGCCGUGAUCGUCUCCGACCCGUUUCAUCGGUGUUUCCGA